Auanema sp. JU1783 is the source of this 1221-nucleotide messenger RNA. The record is from the annotation of a GenBank genome assembly. NCBI's taxonomy places the organism in Eukaryota, Metazoa, Nematoda, Chromadorea, Rhabditida, Rhabditidae.
AUGAAUCAUUGUGAUCCAUUAGAUUAUGGUAAUGAUGAUAUCUCCUACUAUGUUGUAUCUGCUUUGGGCGAAAGAUGUUAUGCGAAAUCAAUAAUCAUUCCGACUAUCCUUAUCUAUAGUGUUAUAUUCAUAAUUGGUAUUGUGGGCAACAUAUGCACAUGUAUUGUUAUAUUAUCUAAUAAAUCAAUGCAAAAUCCUACAAAUAGUUAUUUAUUGAGUUUGGCCAUUUCGGAUAUUCUCGUCUUGCUUCUAGGAUUGCCAAUGGAGUUGUAUGGUGUAUUGGAUUAUGCUUAUCCAUAUACAUUUCCAAAUGUUAUAUGUAAAGCUCGAGCAUUUUUGAUUGAAUUUACGAGUUAUGCUUCAAUUCUUGUUAUAUUUUCAUUUUCUGUUGAAAGAUGGUUAGCUAUAUGUUAUCCAUUACAAGUCAAAAUCUUUUCUACCGUAUCCAGAGCAUAUGCUGUAAUCAUUGCUGCAUGGAUUAUAUCAUUUAUAGCAGCUUUACCUAUGGCUUUCAUUGUUAAGAUCAAUCGAUUAGCUUUACCAGAAUACUUUGCAUCAUCUAAUUGGACAUCAAGUGUUUCUACCGAUGGCCUAACUAUCGAUAGAACGGAAUUCUGCAGCAUGGAUGUCACAAUGCUGGAUGAGCAAAGCAGUUUGAUAUACUUUGCAUUCUUCUUCUUCUUUCUGCUACCAGCUUUAUUAAUAAUAAUAAUGUAUGGUCACAUUGCCCUUCGGUUGAAAGCUGCUGAUCAGUGUUUGUCGAAAGAGAGCUCAUCCAAUGAGCGUCGAAGUCGCUCAACCAGGAACGUCAUCAAGAUGCUGGUAUCGGUCGUUGUGACAUUCUUCUUAUGCUGGCUUCCAUUUCAUCUUCAACGUUUGUUAUCCAUCUUCAUGAACUUUCAUCAAGGUAAUGUAUCACCGGCAGUUCAGUUCAUCUUCACUCUUGUCUUCUACAUAUCAGGAUAUUGCUAUUAUUCAAAUUCAGCAUGUAAUCCCAUCUUGUAUAACAUUUUGUCGGAAAAGUAUCGAAGUGCUUUCUGUGAGACUAUUUUAGGAAAAAAUUUGACAAAAAAACUUUUUCCGCGAUGGUUUGAACGUCAGAAAGCUCGAAGUAAAGUACUACUUGAUUCAUCAUCAUAUGCCCAUAAGGUAUCUGUGACAGCAUCCAAAGAGACUUUCAUUUCAUCAAAGCCGCAUCGUUCAAAGCCUGUACCUCUCUGA